AUGAACCCGGCUCACAGUCUUUCACAUUCAUAUUUUUUGAUGCCAUAUAACAGUCUUCAACCAGCCACGCCACCUUCGACAAAAGGUGUGCAGCUAAGGCAUUCCCAGCACGUCUUCAACAUUCACUACGAGCAGUUGAAGUCACAGGACUCCCCUCGGAAAGCAGCGAUUUACCGUUUCUCCAUUGUGUCUUCCAUCACUGUGGUGGAUGGACCGAUCUGCUGUGGUCAGAGUGUUACCGUUUGUCAGUUUGUGUAG
This is a messenger RNA of Xyrichtys novacula (pearly razorfish), 258 nucleotides long. The record is from the annotation of a GenBank genome assembly. Lineage: Eukaryota; Metazoa; Chordata; Actinopteri; Labriformes; Labridae.